AUGCCAAAUGGGGCGACCUUAAAUUUGGGCUCCAGCUGCCCGUUUAAAGAGCUAGAACAGCUGGACCAUUUGACGCUGCAGCAACAAAUCAAUGCAAAUUUCAUCUUACACGCGAUUACCAACUAUAAGAAAUCACCGUCCGAGCGCAAGACUCUGGACUUUAUUGACAAAAAAUGGCUGGCCUUGCUGAGGCUGUGGCGCGAGUUCCGGCUGCGGGAUAAGCAAAUACGACGUGACUACAAGAGUGCCGAGCCAGAGCACGGAUACUUUCAGCAGGAGCUAUACUCGCUCAUUCAUGAGAAAUAUAUGGCAGCCCGCAGUCGCAUGGGUCGCGACAAAAGAAAUCUGCUCAAGUGCAAAGCUUCCCAGGCGUAG
Molecule: messenger RNA, 375 nt
Organism: Drosophila grimshawi
Lineage: Eukaryota; Metazoa; Arthropoda; Insecta; Diptera; Drosophilidae
Exons: 1
Coding region: 1-375 (124 amino acids)
Source: RefSeq, a predicted model, not a curated record